AUGGCUAAUCAAGACGCCACUGAUCUGGGCAUCCUCUGGACCAGGGCGGUUGAUAAAUACACCCAAAAGACUGGUCAAAAGUUGGCUCACUUGCGGGGCCAAAGCAUCAGCGAUGUGAUGCAAACAACAGCAGUCGAAAAGAAACGAUUCGAGAGUUACCGACACGACAAUGGAAAACUUGACAAAGUGCGAGCAGCCUUCGGACGCCAUCUCGACGGCAUGCAAAAAUGCCUUGACGGUGUACAGACGAUAGGCGAGGCUGCAUCUGCUUUUCCUCCAGCUAUGCCUGUGGGAAUCAUCUUUGCUGCUUGUGGCCACAUGUUCCAGGCGUUCGCCGGAGUCCAAAAGGACUACGAUCAGGCAGAAGCUUUCUUCGAUCAUUCACGCCGCUUUUUUGACAAUCUGACUCUCCUCGAGGGCAAAACAGAUCCGAGACCAUUAGCCAAAGCUAUUGUUCGCACUUUCGCGUCUCAAUUGGUGAUUUGUGGUAUCGUGCAAGAUAUGAAAAACAAUGGGCGCUUCAAGCAAUGGCUCAAUGCACUCUGGAACCUCGAAAGUCCAGAGCUUGCUGCUGCAUACGCUGAGAUGCAAGCUUCUAUCGAAGAGUUAGGUGCGACUGUUGGCUACGCGACUUACAGUGCUAUUCGCGAUGCCUACGAGGAGCUCAAGGCGACACACGAAGAUGUAGGGGAAAUCAGCGAGAAGAUUGACGAGCUAGACGCUAACAUCAGUCGCGUUCGAGAAUCAAUGGGUGAACAGCUGCAGACUUUGUAUGCCAGCAAUCUUGGCCUUGACAAGAAGAUCACAGAAGGAUUUUAUGGUGUUCAAGCAAAACAAGACGAGGCGUACGCUGUACAACUACGCAUCGCCCAAAUGCAGGAGAACCUACUCAAUGCAUUCGAAAAGGCAUCGAUGCCUGCAUCAUCCGAUACGAAGUCUCACUCCGGAGACCUACCGAGCGACAGCGCAAAUGAGAAGGCUCAAGCCUUGGAUACUGUUAAAACGUUCUUCAUCGGAAAUAGCAUCCUCUUUCCGAGAAUUGAAAAGGUUCUUGACGCGAAUCGAAUAGAAAGGGAACGCAUUAAGCGAGAACGUGUUGAUGAUAGUGUCGCAUGGCUUGCAGAGCAUCCAAACUUCACCCGAUGGCUUGAUGGUCAAGUCACUUGCCUUAGGAUCUGUGGUUCUACUGGAAUGGGUAAAAGUUUCUCGAUGGAGGCGGCAAUUGAUCUGGUGCAGCGAUCUACAAACCCACCAUCUGAUGUUGCAUAUUACUUCGUACAACCGGAUCUUGACCUUCCACAGUCAACAGAGGCAGCCUUCGCAUGUGCAGCCUUGCAAGUGGUUGAAGCUAAUCAUCGCUACGCUGAGCAAGUCGCGUCUGACAUAAAAGAGGAUGUUCAAAAGCUUGUGAACCGUGUCAACAGGUUGGUGUACUGGAAGACAAGCGGCGUUAUCGAAGCAGAUACCUCCACAGACUUGGUUGAUGUCCCAAUAUGGAAACGUUUCUUUACGUCCGGAUAUACGGAAAUCGCUUCAUCCAAACGUCGGCUGUUUCUAAUCCUGGACGGUAUGGACGAGCUUCCAAAUGGCCUUGAUCAACUUGUAGCAUUCUUACUCGACCUUCAACGAUCAGAGGCACCUAUUCACGUGCUACUUUCCACUCGAGACGCGGCCUGGCCAUCUGACUCACGAAUUCAGACAGUCACUAUCGAUCUGACAAGAGACUUGAUUGCUCCAGGUCUGAAAUCUGUAGUCAAGCAUCGGUUACAGUCUUCACAACGACUGCGGAGCUUCAGUACACAGCUGAAGCGAAAGAUAUAUCGUAAAAUUGUCUCGCAAGCUGACAGCAUGCUUUACGUGGAGCACAUACUACGUAGGCUUUCUCAUAUCAGCCGGGAGAGCAUUGUCAACAAGGAGUUGGAGAAUCUGCCUAGGGGUCUUCCUGAGGUAUAUUCAUCCUUGAUGGAAGAAUGUGGAAGAUAUCGUUCGAAGAAGCAGUUAGAAGGGCUGAGGACGCUCUUCGCUUGGCUUGCUUUCUGCAAGCGACCUCUGACGCUAGGAGAGGUUAUAACCCUGUUCAGGGCAUCUGAGCCGAAUGAAAGCCUCAAACUCGAUAUCGAAGAAGAAAUCACCGUCAAAUGUUCUAGCAUUCUUGAGUUAUCACAAUCUCAUGUUAGGGGCAUUGAUACAAAGGCGACAAGUCAAGAAGAUGUUACUGAGUUUGACGACGAUCAGUCGAGCGAUGACGAUGAGAUGGAUGUAGAGUUGUUCAAUGCGGCUAAUGUUGCUUUUGCGGACCAGCCAUUGCGACGAUACUUCAGAAGCGCAACGUUGGCGUCAGCAACCGAUCUGAAGGAUCUUCGGAUUGCAGCUCCGCAGGCACAUCUGAGGCUGUUCUCGGCAUGUAUCGACAUCAUUAUAAAGACAACAAACCAAGCAGAACCGCAGCAACACAUUCAAGAAUACGCCGUCGUGUACUGGAAAGAACACUUUUGCGAACUCAAUUCAGAGGAAUCCUCUGAAACAAUGGCUUGCCAGGUGGUGUGUGCUUUGCAUUUGCUGAUGACCAACGUAGACCCAUAUGCGCAAGUUCUGUCUAGGAAACAUAUAUCGCCCUCUGAAUUUUACCCCGACCGCACAUCUUCCACGAUCCCAUGGUAUGAACGCAUCCUCGCUUGGACGAAACAAGGAUUUGAGUUACCGGCUGGCUCACUCCCCCCACACGUUAUGGAAUGGGCGAUGAGCAUAGACCGAGAGAGCAUUCUACUUACAUUUGGACGAGGGCAUUACAAUGUCUGGAUGCGUAACGCCAACGAUACAUCUCCCAGGGGGUAUGAGCUUGCGCAGCGCUGCGCCCAACUUGCUGGUGUACUCGAAUGUACAAUCGAAGACGAUCCCAUGAAGGACGGAUUGUCUCUUGUUAAUUAUUUCAGUCCAGGAAAUAUGGAUACCGAUGUUCUUAGGGCACUUGGAUUACUUGCCUGGGCUCAAUUUUGGAAGUUCGACUUCAAAGGGAACCGUACCGCAAAGAAUAACGUCAUAAAAGAAAGCAGCAAUUACCUCCGAAGAAGUCUAGAGUCCAUGCACUCUUUCGGAAUGGAAAGAGUUCGGUUGAUACGCUUGCUGUAUUUCAAUAGAAAUACCGUUGGAGCAUUUGAAUCGACACAAAUGCUCAAGUGGGCGGAUGAAGGGCUAGCCAUACUGGACAGGCUCGAUCCACUUGCUUCUACAGUCCAAGAGAAGCAAGAAAUUCAAGAGAAACGGAGAGAGCUUCUGACUCGCAAGAUCAUGUCUGGUUUGAUGCCAUUGAACCAGUGGGAAGACCUUCACGAAGCAUGCAAGUUAUACCGAGCAAAAUAUGGCUUGGCUGCCUCGCUCCCGCAACAAGACAUGAUGGAGGCGUUCAUCACCGCCUGUGAUAAAUUGGAUCCCAGUGGUCGGCAAAGAAAGCAACUGAUGCAGAGUCUUUCAAAGAAGGAACGACAAGUCUGGUUGGGAUGGCUGUUCAACAGGAUCACAACCUCGGUUCAACGGAAUGCUACGCGGAUCAGCGAUUGGGCGGGAAGUGAAGACGUGCAUCUUUGGAUAACGUGGCUCACAGAGUUCGAGAAAUCGCGACCUUGGCGUCCAUUCUACGGAUUGAAGAAGCGCAAUGUACUAUGGCCAGACCCAUAUCAACGCUUAGUAGCACUGGGAUGUCUCGCUCAUCUAUACUUCGAGAAUUUACACGACGCGGAGCAAGCAAAGAAGAUCCACCGAAAGAUACUCGCUCUGGGGGAGCCGAAAGUUCAGGACAGAAAGUUUGGAAUGAAACGUGAGGUGGAAAGAAUCCGCAAUCGGCACGUUGGUCUCAUCUUCGCACAAUUCCAGGACGCUACAAGCUGGUCACGCAAAGAAGCAUUACUAGGCGAAGCCAUGACUAUGCCAAACUUUAGUGACGAAAAUUUACAUGGCUGUCACGCUGGUGCGCUCGUCGCUAGGAUGCUCAAAGUUGUUGAGCCCAAAAAGUACCAGCCUUUCAUGGAGAACACAUUCAAAGUACUCGUAAAUGAUCUCAAAGAUGGGAUCGCUUCCAACGACGGGACAAGUCUCACCGCGCUUGCAAUGCUGCUCGCAUCAUUGCCCAGUUUAGAACGCGAUGCACUGAUCGCAUUAUCGCUGCGGCAUUCGGUGCUUGAUCGCGAACUCCACGGGCGCGUCUAUGACGACGAGAAUAGCGAUACUCACGGUGACUUGUCAGGCUACAUAGCCUAUUGCGAUCGCUGCAAGAAAUCUGGUUCAGAUUGGACAACGCCUCUCUGGAAAUGUUUGGAAUGUGCGAAUGUUGAUCUUUGCGAUGCAUGCCUUCAAAGUCAUAGGGCCUGUCUUCGCGAAGCCCAUAAUGAUGAGUCAUUUAUCCACAAGGAGCUCAAAGAUUGGGCAAAACUCUGCAUCGAGACGCAUAGAUUCAUCAGAGGUCCUAUCAAGGGUUGGAGAGGUGUUCGAAAAGGCGUGAUUCGCGUUGGUGAAAACUGCUUCGAGGUUAAGGAUUGGCUGGAUAGUUUGAGAGAGGAGCGAUGGCCAAAGGCUUGGGCAUGGUACUGGAAAACAUGUGGACUCAACCACGAUGUCGGUGGUGAGGGUGACUAG
Molecule: messenger RNA, 4629 nt
Organism: Alternaria arborescens
Lineage: Eukaryota; Fungi; Ascomycota; Dothideomycetes; Pleosporales; Pleosporaceae
Exons: 3
Coding region: 1-4629 (1542 amino acids)
Source: RefSeq, a predicted model, not a curated record